Messenger RNA from Agrilus planipennis (emerald ash borer), 2076 nucleotides. Its product is annotated as E3 ubiquitin-protein ligase ZNF598. The annotation marks the transcript as partial. Gene Ontology annotation, biological process: rescue of stalled cytosolic ribosome; protein ubiquitination. Lineage: Eukaryota; Metazoa; Arthropoda; Insecta; Coleoptera; Buprestidae. Gene Ontology annotation, molecular function: ribosome binding; ubiquitin protein ligase activity. The transcript has 7 exons. The record is from RefSeq and is a predicted model, not a curated record.
UUCUGAAAGAGAAGAUAGAAAGUUAGGUUGUGUUUUUGAAGAAGUGUUUUACUUUUACAUAUUUACUUAAUAAAAUCGAGAAUGUCAUAUAAAAAGAAUUUAAAUUCUAGUGAAACUGAUCAAAAUCAAGAUCAAACGUGUGUAGUGUGCUUUAAGAAUGUAGAUAUUUACUCCAUUGGAAUUUGCGAUCACCCUGUUUGUUACGAGUGCUCCACUCGAAUGAGGGUGCUCUGCCGCCAAAAUGAGUGUCCCAUAUGUAGGGGAGACAUGCCAAAGGUAAUAUUUAGUAGAAAUAUUGAGCCAUUUGCAGUUCUAGAAGAAAAGAGUAGGCAUGUCAAUAUGAAAGAUGCAAAAUUUGGUUUCUAUUUCUUGUCUCCAUCAAUUCAGAGAGCUUACUACCGUCUCUUAGAACAUGAAUGCUUUAUUUGUCGCAAAUAUAGAAAUUCAGGAUUUAGAACGUUUCAACAACUUAAGGAGCAUAUGAGAAAAGAACAUGAACUUUUCUACUGCGAUUUGUGUGUUGAGAAUUUGAAAAUUUUCACCUGGGAAAGAAAAUGUUAUACAAGAGGUGAACUAGGAACACAUAGGAGAAAAGGAGAUGUAGAUAACACCUCACACAGAGGUCAUCCAUUGUGCGAGUUUUGUGAUACUCGUUUUAUGGAUAAUGACGAUUUGUUUCGUCAUUUGCGGCGUGAUCAUUAUUACUGCCAUUUCUGUGAUGCUGAUUGUAAACACCAUUAUUACAAUUCUUAUAAUGAUUUGAGAAAACAUUACCUCGAAGAACAUUACUUGUGUGAAGAAGGUGACUGUAAAUAUGAACAGUUUACGUCUGUUUUUAGAACUGAUAUUGACCUCAAAGCACAUAUUACUUCUGCUCAUGGGAAAUCUUUAAGUAAAGCUGCUACUAAACAAGCUAGAACGUUAGAAUUAGAAUUUACAUUAGCACCAAGAUCCAGGCCUGGAGGAGAAUUCAAUUUAACACCAAGAUCUAGACCUGGAGGCGGCAUAAAAGGAAGAAGACGUGGCGAUUGUUAUAACCAGGAUGAAGAAGGAGCUGUGGGUUAUAGCAAAUAUAAUGUAGAGCCUGGUGGAACGGAUAAUUUAGAUAAUAGAACCGAAGACAUUUUUGUGAAUCCCCUAAAUGCCGAAAAUUUCCCCUCAUUGAGUGGAGAAUCUGGUACAAGUACCAAUACUCGUACAGUUUCAAAUGUAACCAUAACAUCGAAAAAAUUAAAUCCAUUUAGUGAAGAAAACUUUCCAUCUUUAGGUGGCUCAAGUUCCGUUCCCGCACGUCCUUCGGCUGUGACAAUAACUACAACUUCUAACAAGUUCAAUCCAAAUAAUGCCUCGGACUUCCCUAGUCUGGGUAGUGCAGCGUCUUCGAGACAACCUCCUGGAGUAACGAUAACAAGAACCGUCAAACAACCUGGUACCAGUCGCAAUUUAAGCGAUUUUCCUUCUUUAAGUGAAACUGCUGGUCCUUCUUCAGCCAGUACAGUACGUUUAAGUGUAAAUAGUAAUCAAGAUAGACCUCAAAGUGCAAAAACCUCAAAUGUUUCUAUUCAUGUAAAUCAUAAAGCAAACGGGGUGAUAACAACUCGUAUCAGUCAAACACCAACUAGCAGUAUUUCAGUUAGUUCGAAAACCUCGUCCAAUGAUUUUCCUGCUCUAAGUAAAGCUUCCGUACCUGUGCCACUAUGGGUUUCUCAGAAACCGAAGAAACAACAAGAAGCGAAAGCAUCUAAAGUUGCUCCUGCACCUACUCUACCUCCAAACAGCCUUAAUGACUUCCCUAUUUUAAAUAAAUCAGACAAGGGCAGAAAAACCGCCAGCGUUACUAUGCCAAUAUCAAAUACUUGGGUGAAUUUGAAUAAUUAUAAUAAUCAAGUAAAAAGCAAUAAAACUAAUAAUAAAAAUAGUAGUACUGAAGGAGAUGGGAGUAAUGAAGUACCUGAAAGUGAAAUGAAACAACAAAAAAGUGAGAAAAAGAGUGGAAAUAAAAGUUCUAAUAAAAAUAAUGGGAGAAGUAGCAGUUCAAAAAGCAUAAUCCUUAAAAGUUCUAACAUAAAUAGUAAA